Anopheles marshallii is the source of this 408-nucleotide messenger RNA. RefSeq lists its product as uncharacterized. NCBI's taxonomy places the organism in Eukaryota, Metazoa, Arthropoda, Insecta, Diptera, Culicidae. The transcript has 3 exons. Bases 1 to 408 code for a protein of 135 amino acids. The record is from RefSeq and is a predicted model, not a curated record.
AUGAAGUACAAAAGCAACAAGACGGUGAAAUCUCUUCGGUUGAUGUUGGUGAUAGUUUGUCUGGUCUGCCUUAUCCCACACAUUGCGGCCAGACCGUCGAGUGUGCGCCAUAGCAAACAAUUGCGUUUCAUAGAUCAUCUCCUGCGUAGCAGGACAGCCGGGUCCGAAAGGACCAGCCACCACAGUCCAAACCAUAAGCAUCAACGCAGAUCGGCAGACUAUAUCGAUUUGUACGACGAAGAUUACAAGCGUAUGCAACAAUGUUUCGAAGAUGAGGACUUAAAUGAGUUGUGCCAGCGCUGUUCGAAAGUGUCAAAGCUAUCGAUCGUAUUCCCCAUGUGCUGCAACAAUGAGGAUCACACGAUGACAUGGUGCAGAGACUACGUGUACUAUGGGAUACAAACGUAA